Messenger RNA from Phaeodactylum tricornutum CCAP 1055/1, 2054 nucleotides. RefSeq lists its product with no specific name. The transcript has a single exon. Lineage: Eukaryota; Bacillariophyta; Bacillariophyceae; Surirellales; Neidiaceae. The record is from RefSeq and is a predicted model, not a curated record. The coding region runs from base 1 to 954 and encodes 317 amino acids.
AUGAAAGUUUCUCGAUCUGACAGUCGUAGCUUUUCACCAAGAUCUGGAUGGUUCGCUCUGCCAAACCGGUAUAGUGCGUUGUUUCCGUGGGCCCUCUUUCUGAUAGGUUGCUUUAUCGGCCAUCUACACGGGAACUUCAUAGCUCGUAGUGAAAAUAGCCAAAUCAUCAACGAGUGUCUCCGACAUGACAACCCUCUCUGUGUCACUUCGCACGUCCAUACCGAUGGCGGAGUCGAUCGCAUUGGCGACGGCUGGCACUCGAUUGACGUGUUUUACGGCCAUACAGACUUGCUUAAGAAGACACUACCGUCCAACCGCACGUGGUUUUCGCAAGCUUCGCAAGAUGAACUCGUAGCAAGCUUAUUCAAAGGCAAACGCGAUGGUUAUUUUAUUGAUCUUGCUGCCAAUGAUGCGACCGACUUGUCAAACACCUACGCUUUGGAACAAGAGUACGGUUGGACCGGAUUGUGCGUCGAGCCCAAUCCAAUGUAUUGGCACAAUUUGAGCUACAGGGAUUGCCAGAUUGUCGGUGCUGUAGUUGGACAAGCUCGUCUGGAACAAGUGCAUUUUCGGUUUGAAGCAGGGGACCAUGGUGGUAUUGCAGGCGAUGGCUUCGACAAUGGAAAAAGAUGGCAACGAUACAGCGAACUCAAAUACACCGUCACUCUACUAGAAAUAUUGGAGCGCUACAAUGCUCCCACCCAAAUUGAUUAUCUUUCGUUGGACGUGGAAGGCGCAGAGUCUUUCAUUAUGAUGAAUUUCCCUCUCGACAAAUAUCAGAUCAAGGUAAUUACAGCAGAGAGGCUUCGAGGACCAAUCAGAGAGUUUUUGAAAGGCCACGGAUAUGUGUUUGUAAAAAAGCUUACAAGAUGGGGCGAAUCCUUGUGGAUCCACAACAGUGCCAAGGACGAACUUGAUCUCCAAUUGAUACAACAGUUCAACUUCCCAAUAUAAAAAGCCGUAGAGGACUGGCCAACGAAGCGGCAAUCUCAAUAUUCUGCUAUCCAAACCUUCACUUCUGUUUGUUAGAUUUCUUUUGAAUGUUCCCACUGGCUGCAAAAGCAGAAAAGGACAUGUAACUCAGAACGGAAGCAAUCGUCGAGCCGCCAGUAAUCCAGCAUAGGGCGGUGAGCGUUUCAUCCAAUCCAGCAUGGAGCGGAAGAGUAAUGCCCACGCCAAGAGUAAUGAAUUGAAACAUUGUGCUAACUUUACCUGUAAAAGUUGGUUGCACUUUUAAAGGUGUUCUUGUGGGAUCAACAACUGCUAUACCUUUCUGUGUUUGUUUUGCAACGUAAAAGUAGGUUGCCGACAUCAGAACGAGGUCUUUCGCUAGCCAUAAUACCACAAGAGGCGUUGGAAGCGUACCGUUGCACCACAGGGAGACCGAGAGCGCGUUAAUCAGAAGCUUGUCCGCAAAUGGGUCUAAGUAGGUUCCGAGCACAGUUGCCAUGUUGUGGUGCUUAGCUAGGUAACCGUCCAGUCCGUCCGACAGUCCAGCUAAGAAACACCCUGCUAAAGCAGCCUCGUGUUGAUUUGUAAUAAUCCAGUACGAAAGGAGCGGCGUGCAUGCAAUUCGAGAAAGUGUAAUGACGUUAGGUGGGGAUUGUAACUGCCGAAACCAAUUUCCCGUUGCAUUUGUUUUCCAGGCGUUGUCUUCGUCUGUGCUGUUCGUGCCAAAGCAUAGCUUUUGCUUCUCGGAAAAAAUAUCAUUCACUGUAACUCUGAUUCGCCGACACCGUGAAUCAACUGUAAAGCGAGAUUUCUCGUUGCCACGAACUGCCCCACACGGCGCAAAGGAGACUCUCCUUUCUGCUCUGUAGCGCAGUCUCUGUUGGACACGAAGCAUUCUCCACAUAUUUUAAUUGAUGUUAGCAAACACAGUCAACGGGGCUCAAACGAAAGCGGUGAUGGCACGAGGAGCAAAUACAGAAGUUGCAAUAAGCUUUUUUCAUUCAUUCGUCUACAAUGUAAAGCUUUUGCCCUUGGUUUGUCCGUGACAGUGUAGAGCAAACGCACUGCACAACCAUGCGUCUCAUCUCGAACUAGCAGGAGUC